Messenger RNA from Drosophila willistoni, 3253 nucleotides. RefSeq names its product transcription factor Sp2 (gene Spps). Lineage: Eukaryota; Metazoa; Arthropoda; Insecta; Diptera; Drosophilidae. The transcript has a single exon. The coding region runs from base 267 to 3152 and encodes 961 amino acids. Gene Ontology annotation, biological process: regulation of transcription by RNA polymerase II. Gene Ontology annotation, molecular function: DNA-binding transcription factor activity, RNA polymerase II-specific; RNA polymerase II cis-regulatory region sequence-specific DNA binding. The record is from RefSeq and is a predicted model, not a curated record.
UAUAUUCGUUGUAAAAUUGUGUCGGUUUUAAUUGUAAAACAAAACAAUUGGCAUAUUGAAAUGUAAACAAAGUGCCCUUGCAUUUGUCUAUAUAUAUGUGUAUGUGUGUGUCUGCAUGUAAAGUUAAUUUUUAAAUAGAAAAGAGCAAUCAAAGACGGGAGCGUCGCAACAACACGAAAAGAAAAGAUUAUAGUGAGGAGAAAAAAUGGAUAACUAAAAAAACCAGUCAAAGAUUGGGAAUAGUAAAGUGCAUAAACGGAAUAAGUAUGCUGCAAUAUAAGAGUGCCACAACAACAACAGCCAGCAGCGGCACGGGCAAGGGUCCUCAACCUGCUCAAUCCACUCAAGGUGGUCCUCAACCUGCUAGUAUCUCGGUUCCUCAAAUGCAGCAGAUAAUAAAUAUUCACCAGAUGCCACCACAAUUCACCGCUGCUGGUGGUGGUGCCACGACUGGUCUGCCCCAAAAUAUGUUUCAGAUUGUCCAACCGAUGCCCAUGCAGACGGUGAAUAUUGAUGGUCAGGAGGCCAUCUUUAUUCCCAAUCUAAAUGCCCAAAUGGGUCAACUGGCCACAGCUCAGGCGGUAAAUAUCAAUGGACAGCAGGCAUUUAUUACCCCAAAUGGCCAGAUUGUGAGAGCUCCGCAGCAGCAGCAGCAGGUGCCAGCAACGGCGAUUAAUGGAUUGGGCCAGGAGCAGCAGCAACAGCAAACUCAAUUGUUUAGCAUUCCAGUCGCAAAUUUCAUUCAGCAGCAGCAGCAGCACCAGCAACAACAACAGCAACAAGUCCAAUCCCAGCAACAGCACCAACAACAACAGCAACAGCAGCAGGUGACAGUACCCGGAAAUACGGCGCCCAAUGGCAGUGGUGGUACAUUCACUAUACCGGGAACCAAUCUACAGAUACCUACCUCUGUGGCUGCAGCCAAUGGUCUGUUGGGUAAUUUAACGAAUCUCUUAGGCGGAGCCGGCGCUGGUGGCGCGGGAGUAGGAAGCGCAGUAAACGCAGUAAAGCUGGAGAAUGGCCAGAUACAAUUGCGUCCUCAAUUGCUGCAGUUUCCCUCCGCCGCUCUGCCACAACAACCCACUUUUGUGCCACAACAACAGCAGCAGACGGUGGCCGUUCAGAUUCCAAUGCAGACGGCAAAUGGUCAGACCAUUUACCAAACAGUUCAUGUGCCAGUACAAACUGCUGCAGCACCUCAGCCAAACCUCAUGCAAGCCCAGACACUUCCACUGCCCGGUCAUGCUCAGAUGCAGUUGAUGCCGCAGUUUACACAAAUUGCGCAAAUUGUGACGCCCAAUGGACAGAUUCAGCAGGUGCAACUGGCCAUGCCAUAUCCACAGUUGCCACCCAAUGCCAACAUCAUUCACAUACAGAAUCCUCACCAGCAGCAGCAGCAGCAGCAGCAACAACAACAACAACAGCUUCUACAGGCCAUCAAUGAGGCGUCAGCAGGUGGACAAUUGCCAGCGAAUCAACCGAUUACAAUCACCAAUGCACAGGGUCAGCAACUGACUGUGAUUCCUACCCAACUAAGACAGAAUUCGGUUGCUCCGUCCGCUGGAGCAUCUGCACCACCAAAUGCACUUCCUGUACCCGCUCCUGCACCCACGCCUGCUCCUACACUAACUCCACUGCAGCUGCCACCCAAUCUUCAGGCUUUACCAAUACAAAAUAUUCCCGGAUUGGGUCAAGUACAGAUAAUACAAGCAAAUCAAUUGCCAAGCAACUUGCCAGCCAAUUUACAGCAAUUGAUGGGUCAGCUACCUGGCUUAACCCAACCGAAACAGGAACCCCAAAGUCCCAAUCAGAUGUUGACUCACAUCAAACAGGAACCACCAGAUAAUCUGAAUCCCAUCCCAACUCCAGCUCCAGCCCCUACUCCCACUCCUACUUCAGCACCUGUUGCUGCUCCUCCUCCUCCUCCUCCUUCAGUCCAUCCUCCGCAAUCCACCACCACUCAACAAAUUAAAUUCAUACAAUCUGAAGGGAAUUCCCUAGCCAGUGUGACUAUUCCGGCGUCGAUUCAAAUCACAGCCUUACCUACGACACCAACAACUACCCAGGCUCAAGGAGUUCCUUCCUCGAGAAGCUUAACCAAGACACAACCCAUUAGCACUCAAAUAACGAUAGCACCGACUGGAGGUCAGAUGGUCUCACGAACUGGAGCCAGUAUAAGGCACACUUCAACCAUCAGCAAUAACACCACGAGCCAUUUAAACACUGUGUCCGCAUCGGCAACAACAGCAACUCCUGUGAAUCCGCCCACCCAAACCACUGUCAGUGUCAAUAUCAAUGUGGACACUGGAAGUGCACCGGCGGCUACACCCGCAUUGGCUCCGGAAAUCAAACCCCGUCUAAAGCGUGUGGCCUGCACUUGUCCCAAUUGCACGGAUGGAGAGAAGCAUUCGGAUCGUAAGCGUCAGCAUAUUUGCCAUAUUCCCGGUUGCCAGAAAGUCUACGGCAAGACCUCACAUCUGCGUGCCCAUUUACGCUGGCAUACGGGCGAACGACCAUUUGUUUGCUCCUGGGUUUUCUGUGGCAAACGAUUCACUCGGUCGGAUGAGCUGCAGCGGCACAGACGCACCCAUACCGGGGAGAAGCGUUUCCAGUGCGGCGAAUGCAACAAGAAGUUCAUGCGUAGCGAUCACCUAUCUAAGCACAUCAAGACCCACUUCAAGACCCGCUCCGGAGUGGAACAAAUCGAUCUGAAUAUCAAGCAGGAGCAGAAACAGCAUGCCCCCAAGACAAUUAGUACAAUGAGUGGCAUUGUGACCAUUGAGUUGCCUGCUGGAGCCAGUGGUGGUGGCACUGGAGCCGGAAGUGGUGCCUCAAGUGUAGCCGCAACGGUUGCGGGCUCAACUGUAACGGCAACGCCCGGAGGAGCCACAAUUGUUCAACUGCCAGCUGCCCAUCAACAGCAGGAUCAGGAAGAUGGAGCCAUAAAUACUUUUGGUGAAGACGAUGACGAGGAGGAGGAUGAUGGCGAAGAAGGCGAAGACGAAGAAAUGACCGAGGAAGAUGGCGAAGAUGAUGAAGAGGAUGACGAAUUGGAGAUGGACGAACAAGAUGAUGACGAUGAGGAUAGUGGAGAUGAGGAGAAGAUGACCAUUUCGGUUAGCGAGCUGGGCGAAAACAACUCAUCCAACUAGCAUUCGGAGUCCCUGUUCAUGGAACAGUUCAUGUUUGAUCAUUUCCCAUAGCACAGGAUUGUUAUAGAAUUUUAAACGAGAUCCAAUUGAAUUGUAUAAAU